AUGAAGCCGUCGUGGGGGCUAUUCGCCAGCGCUGCAGCCGGAAACGGCUUGGGGGGCAUGCACAUGGCACUGCUGCCGCCGAUUCCUCUGUACCGGCGCCUGCUGCGGGCACACCGGAACCACCUGCCGCCCGCGAUGCGCGUCCUCGGCGACCAGUUCGUCAAGGCCGAGUUCCGCGCCCACCGGAACGUCGACAACCCGGUGCACCUGGUCGGGUUCCUCACCGAGUGGCAGCUGUACGCCCAGCAGCUCGAGGGCGAGUCGUGGGCCGGCGCGAAGCUGGAUCCGGCGAAGAUAGAGAAGAUGAGCGCAAUCGUGAAAAUGGCUGAAGAUGGGCACCGGCCUAAGAGACGUAAGACAAAGGCGGCAAACGAUCCGACUGUGGUGAAAAUCGGGGAUAAGACCAUAUCUCUCAAUGCAUAUCUAAACCCGCAAGAGAAGCCCUCAGAGCGACCACCCUCUGAACGGCCGCAGGAUGCCACACAUGAGCAAUCCCAACAGGCAGAACCUGCUAAAGAAUCUCCCUCUUCAAGCAAAGGUGACCCGUCACUCUUCAAGUCCCGUCAAAAACUGCCGAUAUGGGUCCACCAGGACGAAAUCAGAGCCAGUUUGAGAGCCGACAAUGAUGUGCUCGUUGUCGUCGGCGAGACCGGCUCAGGCAAAAGUACUCAGGUCCCUCAAUUUCUAUGCGACGAGCCUUGGUGUCGGAAGAAGAAAGUUAGGGUGAAAUCCGGUAUCGUGAAUGUGGGCGGCAUGAUCGCCAUUACGCAACCCCGGCGAGUCGCGGCGACUACGCUAGCCAGCAGAGUAUCUCGUGAGAUGGGUACACCACUGGGAGCAUCGCGAGAGGGGCCUGUCGGGUACUCGGUCAGGUUCGACCACAGCAUCCCAAAGGGGGCAAAAAUCAAGUUUCUCACCGAAGGCAUGCUGCUUCAGGAGCUCCUACGGGACCCGGACCUCCGUCAGUACAGCGCCGUGAUCGUUGAUGAGAUUCACGAGAGGAGCGUCGACGUCGAUCUGGUUGCCGGGUUUCUGAAGCAGAUCCUAUCGAGCGAUAAAGCUGGCCGGGGAGGUAUACCCCUAAAAGUCGUGAUCAUGAGCGCGACAGCAGACGUGGAGACAAUUCAAAAUUUCUUCCGUCCCCAGGAUUCGGGUCUGUCCGUCAAGUUGCUUCGUAUCAAAGGACGGCAGUUUCCGGUGGAGGUCAAGCAUACGGACAAGCCCGUCCCGGACAUCCAAGAGGCCCUCCUCAAGAGGAUCUUCGACAUUCAUCUACACGAGCCGCUACCAGGUGAUAUACUGGCCUUCCUCACCGGCCAGGAGGAGAUCGAGGCCGCCCAGCGCCUCAUCGAAGAGUACAGCGCGACGCUGGCCUCCGACGUGCCAAAAUUACUAGUCUGCCCCCUAUUCGGUCAACUCUCGAUGCAGGCGCAACAAGAGGCAUUUCAACCCGCUAAGAAGCGCUUCACGCGAAAGGUGGUUCUAUCAACAAAUAUCGCCGAGACGUCCGUCACCGUCCCGGGCGUCCGGUACGUGAUCGACUGCGGGAAAGCCAAAGUCAAGCAGUUCCGCUCGACAUUAGGAAUGGAGUCACUCUUGGCGAAGGCAAUCUCGAAGUCGUCGGCGAUACAGCGGACGGGCCGAGCCGGUCGCGAGGGGCCAGGCAAAUGCUACAGGCUUUACACUUCGGAGACGUACGAUUCGCUCAGGGAUGCCGACCUGCCCGAGAUCCUCCGCAACGACGUACUGGGCGCCGUCCUCACGAUGAAGGCACGCGGCAUCAACGAUAUCCUCUCGUUCCCACUCAUGGACUUCCCCGAUAUCGACUCCGUCGAGAAGGCGCUAAUCCAUCUCCAUUUUCUGGGGGCGCUGGCCGACGACGGCAACAUCACGGAAAUCGGGAGGAAGCUAGCUCUGUUCCCGGUUUCGGCGCCGUACGGCAGGGUGCUCCUCGCCGCGAGCGAGCCCCAGUACGAUUGCCUCCUCGAGGUGAUCGAUAUCAUCGCCUGCAUCACGUCGGGAGAGAACAUAUUCCACCAGCUGCAGUCGGAGGAGACGAGGGAAGAGGUGGAGGAGUACCGCAAGGAGCUGUUCCGGCGGGAGGGCGACAUCCUCACCUACCUGACGACGAUGCAGCGGUACGCCUCCGAGAACGCGGACCGGACGGAGUGGUGCAAGCGGCGGAAGAUCAACGUGCGGAACAUGAGGCAGGCGCUGAACAUCCGCAAGCAGCUGCGGGGGAUCUGCGCGCGGGAGAAGCUGCUCGCGGAGGCGCCGCCGGCAGACCCGCAGCCGUUCGAGCCGACGUCGCCGGAGCGGGCGCGGGCGCUGCUGCGGUGCUUCAUGCGUGGGUUCGGGACCAAGUGCGCGCUGCUCGCGCCGGACUCGAGCUACGUGACGGUGCAGGGGAAGCACGUGGUGGCGGUGCACCCGUCGAGCGUGCUGCACGGGCGCAAGACGGAGGCCAUCAUGUUCCUCGAGCACGUCUUCACGCAGCGGAGCUACGUGAAGAAGGUCAGCGCCGUCCAGGCGGACUGGAUCGUCGAGGCCAUCGAGGGGAGGUGA
This is a messenger RNA of Durotheca rogersii, 2565 nucleotides long. RefSeq names its product P-loop containing nucleoside triphosphate hydrolase protein. The coding region runs from base 1 to 2565 and encodes 854 amino acids. The record is from RefSeq and is a predicted model, not a curated record. The transcript has 4 exons. Lineage: Eukaryota; Fungi; Ascomycota; Sordariomycetes; Xylariales; Xylariaceae. Gene Ontology annotation, molecular function: RNA binding; ATP binding. Gene Ontology annotation, cellular component: catalytic step 2 spliceosome; intracellular anatomical structure.